Messenger RNA from Culex quinquefasciatus (southern house mosquito), 2633 nucleotides. Its product is annotated as serine-rich adhesin for platelets. The transcript is spliced from 5 exons. The record is from RefSeq and is a predicted model, not a curated record. Lineage: Eukaryota; Metazoa; Arthropoda; Insecta; Diptera; Culicidae. The coding region runs from base 516 to 2027 and encodes 503 amino acids.
UCAGUACUAGUUUCACCUGCCACCGGGAAGGACGAUAGCCCGCGCGCGGACGCCUAAAGCUAGACCGUAUAAAGAGUUUGCCCCUGCAAGCAGGCAAAACGCAUUCCUCGCACAAGGAAGAAAUUCCAUGCAUUGUUAUUGUUGUAGUUGGGAGUAACAAAGAAGAAGAAGAAAAAACGUGCAUGUCUCACGCCAUCUCCUGGAUGGCUGCAACCGAUCUUUUUUUGCCAGCAUCAGCUGCUGACAAACAAUAGAAGAAUAGAAAAAAAGGGGGGAGGCUCGCGCAAAGAAUUUUCAAAGAAGAAAAAAAUGGUUUCGUGGGAGUGAGAACAAUAGCAGGAAGCUGAAAAAAAGCAUUUCACCAUUGCGAACGGAAGUCAGGCGAAGCAAAACAGUGCAGAUUGCACACAAUAAUUGUGCAAUAACAUCCAGUGCGAAGGGUCGGGGGCCAAUUGUUGUUGGGGUUAGUUGGCAACGCUAGCUAGAGGACUUCAUGCGUUGAAAAGUGUGCAGAAAUGAAGUUAAAAUCUCUUGAUUAUGUGGACAUUAUCGAGAGCUUUACCAAUCGCUAUGAGCACAUCGUUAAAAAGAUGCGAUUCCAGCAGCGCCAGCAACAGGAACGCGACCAACGGAAGGUAGAGAUGGUGUCCGCGACCAAAACCGUGACGACCACUUCCGGCAACAGUAGCAGUAGCAGCAGCACGAUCCGCUCGUCGGCAACCACGGCCAUCCACCAGUCCGUGACGACCAGUUCCGCCGUCCAGCAGCAGCAGGACCUGUCCGCUUCGCUCGGCGCCGGCAAAGUCCGGGCAAUGUUCGAACAGCGCAAAGCGGCCGGAAUCGACAAAAGCUACCCGCUGCAACCGAUCGGGCAGGUUGUCAGCAAAAAUGGCAACACUGGCGCCGCGCCAUCCAAGGGGGCGGCGGCGACGGCGAACGGGCUGAACAACAAAACGCGCGUUCCGCCGAUUUCGGCCAACACGAAGGCUCGGCUUGCUAGGCAGCACCAGCAGGAAAACGGAAAUGGGGAGGUCCUCGGCAAAUCCGGCGGCGGUGCCAGUGCCACUUUCGACGACAACGAAAACCUGCUGGAGGACGAGAAGUUUCCAGACACAAUCUCCUUCGAUGAGGACUUUGCGCUGUCCACCGGAACGCUCCUCGCCCGGAAGCUGCCCAACGUUGGCAAACUCAACACCCCCGGGGCCGCAGCCACCACCAACGGCACCGUUCCAGCGCAGAACGUCAACAGCUUGAAGCUGAAACCGGUCCCGGGACGAACCCCGACGACGACCUCUCUGAAAGCCACUCCCGCAGCAGCCCCGAAAAAGACACCUCCAGCGGCGCCCCCAUCGGCGACAAACCCCUCGACGCCACGUGGCUCCCAGCCAAGUUCAGCCAAAUCUCGCGCAUCAACCGGAAAGUCCGCAACCGGAAUGGCGGCCUCUGGAUCGAGAAAGGCUUCGGCCAUUUCAGUCACGUCUGCGUCGAUUGCUUCAAUGGACGACGGUCCCGUGCCGGACGGAAUGGCUCGCUGCUCCGUGUGCGGACGGAACUUUGCCGAGGAUCGUGUCGCCAAGCACAUGGAAAUUUGCCGAAAGACCAAGAGCAAGAAGCGGAAGGUGUUUGACGUGACCAAGCACCGUGUCCAGGGAACCGACGCCGAGAAGUACGUCCUGCGGAAGGGGAAAACUGGCGUGGCGGCGAGUUCCGGCAGUAAAAAAUCAAUCUCCGGACCAGCGGCAUCGAAUGCCGCCGCGGCCACAUCCGGUGGCAAGGGUGAUUGGAGGAGGAAACACGAAGAAUUUAUCGCGGCCAUCAGGGCGGCCAAAGAGAUGAAGGCGUAUCUGGCCAAGGGUGGUAAGCUGUCCGAUCUGCCGCCGCCACCACCUUCGGAGAAUCCGGACUACGUCCAGUGUCCGCACUGCUCCCGGCGGUUCAACCAGACGGCCGCCGAACGACACAUUCCCAAGUGUAAAACGAUGCUGCACAACAAGCCGAAACCGGCCGCCAAGGGCAGGCGAGUUUAGGAAGAUAUAUUUUUGUUAAAACGAUUUUAACUUUAACGAUAUUAGUCAGCAACCAGAUUUAUCUAUUUUUAUAUAAAAUGCAAUCAUCUGUGUUUAGUAUUUGGAGCAUUAACAAUUUUAUGCUUUUCUUUCUAUCAAUCUCACAAAAAGUAGUAAACCGAAAAGACAAAAAAUACGAAAAAAAAUCAUUAACCAAUCGUAAUGCUCGCAUUUCACACCAAUUAAAAAGACCAACUGCAAAAACAAAAUUGCAAUCAAAAUUCAUCUCAAAUUAUCAGCAGAAGCAUGAAGAGCAAAAUAAAAACAGCAUGAAACAAUAACAAAAAGUGUAACGAGAUUGUGUCGUCGCGUGCUGAAGUGUGUUGAUGGGUGGGUUUUUAUCGUCUCGCGUGAAGUCGAGGGUCGGAGUCCAGUCGGAAGUUGGCCGGAACCAAAACCGAUUGGCAGGACAGAGUGGAGAAAACAGAAAUAAAUGUUUUGAAACAAAUGAAAUUGCAACAAAUAAAACCUCUCUCGCUUUCUCUCCCUCCCUCGCAGCAGUUUUUUGACCAAUAUUUAGCUGUAAUGGCUUUGGGUGUGUAACCGAGAGUAAGCUUGAACGAUGAA